This is a messenger RNA of Ilex paraguariensis (yerba mate), 1618 nucleotides long. Lineage: Eukaryota; Viridiplantae; Streptophyta; Magnoliopsida; Aquifoliales; Aquifoliaceae. The record is from the annotation of a GenBank genome assembly.
UUCCUCUCCAUUUUCUUCUUCCAAAGGACAUCUCGUUGCUGCAUAGAAACCAGCCCACUUCCGACCAAGAAAAUCACCUAACCUCAACUUGAUCCCAAUGGGUACAGCCAGAGUGAAUCAUGAUCUAAAUGACCAUCUCAACACCACCAUGAAUCCUUUAGACCCUGAUGAAUUCAGGAGGCAAGGCCACUUGAUUGUAGACUUCCUUGCAGACUACUACCAAAAUGUUGAGAAAUAUCCAGUUAGAAGCCAAGUUGAACCAGGUUAUCUCCGAAAAUGCCUACCAAAAAUUGCUCCAUAUGAGCCUGAACCCAUAGAAACUAUUUUGCAAGAUGUGCAAAAGGAUAUCAUACCUGGUUUAACACAUUGGCAAAGUCCAAACUUCUUUGCUCAUUUCCAGUGUAAUGCAAGUAUUGCAGGGUUUGUUGGUGAAAUGCUUAGCACUGGCUUUAAUGUCGUUGGGUUCAAUUGGAUUUCAUCACCAGCUGCAACAGAGCUAGAAAGCAUAGUGAUGGAUUGGCUUGGAAAAUUGCUAAACCUUCCCACUUCAUUUCUUUUCUCUGGUGGCGGUGGUGGUGUCCUACAAGGAACUACUUGUGAGGCCAUGUUGUGCACACUCACUGCCGCCAGGGACCAAAUGUUAAACAAAAUUGGGAGAGAAAACAUGGGGAAGCUUGUUGUUUAUGAAUCUGAUCAAACCCAUUUUUCACUCCAAAAAGCUGCUAAAAUUGCAGGCAUUAACCCCUCGAAUAUUCGAUCUCUCAUGACCACAAAGUCUACUGCAUUUGGGUUGUCUCCCGAUUCACUAAGGUCAGCAAUUCAAUCAGAUAUUAAAUCUGGGCUAAUUCCAUUGUUUUUCUGUGCCACUAUAGGGACUACUUCAUCAAAUGCAGUUGAUCCAUUGGGGCCAUUAUGUGAUGUAGCAAAAGACUAUAAUAUAUGGGUUCAUAUUGAUGCUGCAUAUGCAGGAAGUGCAUUUAUUUGCUCAGAGUUCCACUAUUUUCUUCAUGGCAUUGACGGUGCUAACUCAUUUAGCCUCAAUGCACAUAAAUGGUUCUUGACCACUUUGGAUUGUUGCUGCCUCUGGUUAAAAGACCCAAGUGCCCUAAUCAAAGCUCUCUCAACUGAUCCUGAGAUUUUGAAGAACGAGGCUUCUGAUUCAAACCAAGUGGUGGACUACAAAGACUGGCAAAUAGCAUUGAGCCGACGAUUUCGAGCAAUGAAGAUAUGGUUCGUUCUUAGAAGCUAUGGAGUAUCAAACCUCAGAAAAUUCAUAAGGGGUCAUGUAAAAAUGGCUAAACAUUUUGAAGGGCUCAUAGCCAUGGACAAGAGAUUCGAGGUCGUGGUGCCUAGAAAUUUUGCAAUGGUUUGUUUUCGGGUUUCUCCAUUAAUGGUGGCAAAUGCUAAUCAGAAGCUUUUAGGUGAAGAAGAUGCAAAUGAAUUCAACAGCAAGCUUUUGGAAUCCAUUAAUGCAGCAGGGAGAGUGUACAUGACACAUGCUGUGGUUGGGGGAGUAUACGUGAUAAGGCUUGCUGUUGGAGCAACACUUACAGACUAUUGCCAUGUGAACAAGGCUUGGAAGGAGAUACAAGAGCAUGCACAUACCAUGCAAAGUUAG